Molecule: messenger RNA, 1146 nt
Organism: Plasmodium malariae
Lineage: Eukaryota; Apicomplexa; Aconoidasida; Haemosporida; Plasmodiidae
Product: apical merozoite protein, putative
Exons: 1
Coding region: 1-1146 (381 amino acids)
Source: RefSeq, a predicted model, not a curated record
AUGUAUGUACGCACUGCUGUAUGUUGUAUUCGUCUUCACGUAACGGACAAUACGUUUAGUGUCCCUAUGAAUUUUCAGAAAUGUAAAGUUUUCUUUUUAUUUUCCCAUCUUUUUCUUUUUUUAGAUUUUCCCCUUUUUAAUAUUAUAAUGAAUUGCGGUUUUUCUUUUUUUUGUAUUUUAAUAAUAAAUAUAAUUCUUUCAAUAAAUUUAAUCGUUGAAUGUAAUAAAUUAAUGUUAAAUGACAAAGACAAAAUGACAGUGGAUGCUAUUCUUUCAAAAGAGGUGAAAGAGAACAAAGGAUUCAACAUACAACAAGUAGAAAAAGGAAACGCCAUUUCGCACAAAAAACUUGAAAUGAACAUUAACCAUCACAAUGUGAAUGACAAUGAUUUGAAGGAUCAUAUGGACAAGCUAAGGAAAUUACACAAAGAUUUAAAAAAUAGUAGUAGUAGUAGUAGUAAUAGUAAUAAUAGUAGUACUAAUAGUAGUAAUAGUAGUAGUAAAGCAUAUUCAAAAGGGGAUAUACUAAAAGUUGAAGAUCAGAAUAGUAGUAAUAAGACAGAUAAGAAUAAUCAUAGUACAAAUGGAAAAGGGGAGAAGGAUAAUAACGAUGAUAGCUUAAGAAAAUACAUUUUACAAGAAAUAAAUAACAACAGAAAAUUAGAUACAGAGAAAAAAAGCUAUGAAGAAAUAAAUUUGUUAGAAGAAAAUUCAAAAAAACUACAAAAUGAUAUUCAUACUUGGUUAAAGUCAGUAAAUGACAUAGAAGAAAAGUCCAAAAAACUAAAAGAUAUUAAAAGUCAACUAUUAAAUAAUAUUGCAUCUUUAAAUCAAACUUUAACAGAAGAAAUAGAAAAUAUAAAUGAUAUUAAAAAGUUACAAAAAGAACAAAAUGACAUUUUUUCUGAAAAUUGGUUAUACUUUUUCCCCUCAACACCUGACUAUUUAAUAGAAGAAAAAAAUAAAUCGAAUUAUAAUAUUUUAAAUUAUUUAGAAUCCUUUAGUAAAAAAAAUAAACAACAGAGUUACGAAAGUAAUAUAAGGAAACAACAAAAACCUCAUCAUUAUGAUAAUACUAAUUCUAGUGAUAUUUUCCACUUUUUAAGCUAUUUCGUCCUCUUAAUGUUUUUUUUUUUUUUUAGUUAA